Molecule: messenger RNA, 2051 nt
Organism: Prosopis cineraria
Lineage: Eukaryota; Viridiplantae; Streptophyta; Magnoliopsida; Fabales; Fabaceae
Product: disease resistance protein RUN1-like
Exons: 4
Biological process (GO): defense response; signal transduction
Molecular function (GO): ADP binding
Source: RefSeq, a predicted model, not a curated record
CCAUCUUCCACGCUUCAGAUUGUUUGACUAUUCAAAUCUCAGAACCUUAGCUUUAAACCUUGGCUUGGCUUCACCACUGCGAUUAUAGCAGCCACCAUAUGGCGAUUCCAGUAGCCUCAUCAUCAUCAUCCUUCAGCUUCAACAGUGGAACCAGGUAUAGAUAUGAUGCUUUUCUGAGUUUCAGAGGCGAAGAUACUCGCCACUCCUUCACUGAGAUUCUCUACGACGCUUUGCGCCGUAAGGGAAUCAACGCCUUCAUUGACGACAAGAGACUUGGCAAAGGGGAAGAGAUCUCUCCUACGCUUCUCAAAGCCAUAGAGAGAUCCAGGAUUUCCAUUAUUGUCUUCUCUACCAACUACGCUACUUCCACAUGGUGCCUCGAAGAACUCGCCCACAUCGUUUGGUGUAGGAAGCAGAAGAAGCAGGUGGUGAUGCCCAUCUUUUACAAGGUAGAUCCGUUGGAUGUUCAGUAUCAGAGAAAUAGCUUUGAGGAAGCCAUGGCUGCUCUUGAAGAUAGGUUCAGCGAUGACUUAGAGAAAGUGCGAAAAUGGAGGUCUGCUUUGUCUGAAGCUGCUAGCUUGUCACCAGCAUGGCUUUUUCAAGAUGGAUAUGAUCAGUUUGGGUUUAUUGAAAACAUUGUCCAAGGUGCAUUUGUUACGCUGCCCCCUAAACGCUUUCAAAACACUGAUUACACGGUUGGACUUGAGCCUCACAUAGAAGAAGUGGUGUCACUUUUAGAUAAAUCUGAUCAUCGCGUUUGCAUGUUGGGGAUUCAUGGAACUGGUGGAAUUGGCAAAACAACUCUUGCAAAAGCUAUCUACAAUUCAAUCUUCUACAAAUUUGAAGGUUCGUGCUUUUUAUUUGAUAUCAGAGAAGAAUCAAACAAAUUCCAAGGCAUUGUUCGUCUUCAACAGACACUUCUAUCAGAAAUUCUUGAGGAAAAGAUGACAUUUAGUAGUGUUUAUGAAGGAAUAUCCAGAAUAAAACACAGACUUUCUCAUAAACAAGUUUUGUUGGUUCUUGAUGAUGUUGAUCACGAUGAACAAUUAGAACAACUUGCAGGAGGGUGUGAUUGGUUUGGCAAUGGAAGCAAGGUCAUUAUUACAACAAGAAAUAAGCAAUUGCUAAUUUCUCAUAAUAUUGAACAGACAUAUGAAAUGAAGGAGCUAAACAAGCAUGCCUCUCUUGAACUCUUUUGUUGGCAUGCCUUUCAUGAGAGCCAACCUCCAAAAGGCUAUCAAGAUAUGUCCAAUUGUGUUGUGACCUAUGUACAAGGUCUUCCUCUGGCUUUAAGAUUAAUAGGCUCCAAUUUGGCACAUAAAAGCUUAGAGGAAUGGAGAACUACAUUAAAACGAUAUGAUCUGAUCCCGAAAAAAAAAAUUCACGAGGUACUAAAGAUAAGCUAUGAUUGCUUACAAGAUGAUGCUAAACGUAUCUUUUUAGAUAUUGCUUGCUUUUUUAAAAAGGAGAAAUUGGAAUUCAUCGAAGAAAUACUACAAGCUUGUGAUUAUGGAGCAAGGUUUUAUAUCGAAGUUCUUGUUGAAAAGUCUCUAAUAACUAUCAAUGAUGAGAAUGGUCGCUUGUAUAUGCAUGAUCUCAUACAACAAAUGGGAAGAGAGAUUGUUCGGCGAGAGGCACCAUCAGAUAUUGGUAAACGUAGUAGAUUAUGGUAUUAUAAAGAUGUACUGAAAGCAUUGUGUGAAAAUUUAGGAAGCAACAAGAUUGAAGGAAUGAUGCUUGAUCCACCUCAACAACAAGGAGUGGAGUGGAGUGGCUUAGCCUUUGAGAAGAUGAAUAAUCUUAAAAUUCUUAUUGUUCGAAAUGCCCAAUUCUCAACCAGUCCUAGAUAUUUCCCCAAUAGCCUAAGAUUACUUGAUUGGGAGGGAUAUCCUUCGAUGACCUUGCCACCAGAUUUUUCUCCAGCAAAACUAGUUUGUUUCAAGUUGUAUAGAAGUCUUUUCAGCUUGGAAGAACCAUUCAAGAAGUUUGAACAUGUGACACAUAUGGAUUUCUCACAUUGUGAAUUCAUAGCUGAAGUACCUGAUAUGUCU